Acipenser ruthenus (sterlet) is the source of this 606-nucleotide messenger RNA. RefSeq names its product zinc-activated ligand-gated ion channel-like. Lineage: Eukaryota; Metazoa; Chordata; Actinopteri; Acipenseriformes; Acipenseridae. Gene Ontology annotation, biological process: monoatomic ion transport. The transcript is spliced from 2 exons. The coding region runs from base 212 to 583 and encodes 123 amino acids. The record is from RefSeq and is a predicted model, not a curated record. Gene Ontology annotation, cellular component: membrane.
GAUGGGCACACUAUACUGAAGGUAGAUUGUUUUCAAUAUUUCAAAAAAGAAUGCGAGAUAAUGCUGCUAAUGUAUUUAUUUUUUAAACUGAAAAGCUGUGUAGCUGUAGUGUUGUACCUCCUGUGUGACCAUGUGUAUUGGGUCUACCUGGUAGGUAAACAUUCGUUCACAGAUCUACAAGGUUCUGGUCUCCUUGAUCAUUCCUAGCAUCAUGAUCAUCCUGGCCGAUGUGGUGGGCUUUGCCUUGCCGAUACUGGACGGGGAGCGUGUCUCCUACAAAGUGACUCUGGUCUUGGGAUUCGUCAUGUUCCUGCUCAUCCUCACUGACAUACUGCCUGGGUCGCCCAAAUGCGUUCCUCUCCUCAGCCAGCACUUCACAAUCACACUGAUUUUCCUGUUGUUGAGUUUGAUUGAGACCGUGCUGGUAACUUACCUGGCUGCAGCAGGGACCCCCUCUCUCUGUCCCCCCUGGAAGAAGGGGAGAGAGGCCAAGCAGCAUCCUGAAAAGGAGGCAGGAGAACGACAGCAUGACAAAGGACAGAACGGUAAAGUUUAUAUUAAGUUUACUGUAGAGCCUUUUUAACAAGCUGUAACAAAUACUACAAU